Molecule: messenger RNA, 927 nt
Organism: Ostreobium quekettii
Lineage: Eukaryota; Viridiplantae; Chlorophyta; Ulvophyceae; Bryopsidales; Ostreobiaceae
Source: the annotation of a GenBank genome assembly
AUGGCGCUUAUCGUCUCCCAGGUGCCAGCCAAAAGGGAGUGCUGGCAGCACCGCUCCAAGCCCAAGCUGCCGCGUUUCCAAAUUGCGCAAGGCGGAUGGCGCCGGGCGGCAUCUGCCGCGCUUCCCCCCAACACAAACGACGAUCCUGCGACAACAGAACAAAAAGAUGCAUCCCCUGAGCCGCUUGAUGCGGUGGAGCUCAUUAGAUGGGGCGGUACACUUCCCAGCAGGAGACGGGCCAUACAAGGCAGCCUCCUUGCUGUUGCUAUUGCGCUGGGAGGCAACCUGGGGGGCAUCAGCAGCUUGCUUCUGAGCCUUGAUGGUGGAGCGCUUGCCGGUGCCCUGAAAUUGGACGUCGUGGUGCCUAUCAGGGGACUCAUGAGAUGUGUGGAUCAGAAAAAUGGUUUUGAAUUUCAAUACCCUGCAAGUUGGCUGGCGGAUCAAAGACUCGCUCGGAGAGAUGCAGCGCGCAUCGAAGCUGAGAAUCCAUUAGAUUUGCCUUCGUUGCAAGCAAGAACUAGGACGCCAUCCACAGAGCCAGUUCUUGCUUUUGGUCCACCAGGCACAACUGGCGAAGAGAAUGUAAGUGCCGUAGUAGCCCCAACAGGCGCCACCCGAUUCGACCUUGCGGAUUUCGGGACACCCUCACAAGCUGGUAAGAGCUUGUUGGACAGUGUGAUUGCCCCCGAAGGGUCUGGAAAGCUUGCAACGCUGAUCGCCGCAGAUUCCAGGAUUGAUGAUGACCAGAAUUUGUACUACAGUUUGGAGUACACAGUGAAGACAUCAUCUUGGUUGCGGCACAACUUGUCUGUGUAUGCUGUGCGAAACGGCGUGCUCUACACCCUGAAUGCACAAUGCCCAGAGGAGCUGUGGCAGCGAGACGAAGCCAUCCUCAGGAGGACUGCCGCCUCGUUCAAAUUGUCAUGA